UUGUCGAAACACCAUAUCAACUAGACUCUCCUUGAAUAAAUCGCUUACCAAUUCCUCAAUCUUCGCAAAACAAAUCCACAUUCAAAAUGAAGACCUUUGCCGUUCUUACUGUUCUCCUCUCUGUCGCCGCAGCUCUCAACCCUCUCGCACAACGUCAAGCGCAAUGCGCAUGCGACGUCUCCAAAUGCCCUCCCGCUGGCACUGAAAAGCACUGCCAAUGUGUUGUUAGCCUCACAGACAACUGCUACGUCGAGCAAACCAACGCCGGCGUUGACUGCGGUCUUCCCACCUACCCCACUGGCAUUCCCGAACAAGCCUGUGGUGGAUCGACGAACCAGACCUGCGGCGCAGGUGACAUGUGCUACUUCCCAGACAAGUCCUGCGACCCCCAAACCACCGCCUGCACCGGCCUCUGUGCAUCCGACUUCUGCGGCGGAAACUUCGACAAGCCUUGCCCUGAUGCCCGGUGGAGCUGCGUCCUCGAGGAUGCUUGUGUGAGGGCCGGAAACACUGAUUGCGAUGGCAAGUGUGAGCUCAACUAGAUGCACUACAUGUCAUAUGAGAUUGUUGAGAUAGUGCUGCUUUCAUCGUUGCAGCCGAGUUUGGAUGCUCCCUGAUACCUUUCCAGUCC
Messenger RNA from Aaosphaeria arxii CBS 175.79, 631 nucleotides. RefSeq lists its product as uncharacterized. The record is from RefSeq and is a predicted model, not a curated record. Lineage: Eukaryota; Fungi; Ascomycota; Dothideomycetes; Pleosporales. The coding region runs from base 87 to 542 and encodes 151 amino acids. The transcript has 2 exons.